Messenger RNA from Pipistrellus nathusii (Nathusius's pipistrelle), 894 nucleotides. NCBI's taxonomy places the organism in Eukaryota, Metazoa, Chordata, Mammalia, Chiroptera, Vespertilionidae. The record is from the annotation of a GenBank genome assembly.
AUGCAGCGGGCCACCGAGGGCGCGGGGGGAGCGCGGACGGCGAAGCCGCAGGGGGGCGCCCUUCGCCCUGACCCUGCCCUGGGCCAGCGGGGCGGGCAGAGGCUGGGCUCCGUGGGCCGGGGGCGGCGUCACUCCUCGAAAGCCCGCGUCCGGGGUCGCAGCCACGGCUCGCGGAUGGCGAGCAUGGCGCUGGACUUGGCCCCAUACCGCUUUGUCAUACGGGUGCUGCUGGAGGAGACCGGGGAGAUGUUCACCGUGACACACUGCCACGGAGACAUGACGGUGCAGGAGCUCAAGGAGGAGCUGGAUCUGGCAGCCGGCAUCCCCUUGAACCUCCAGCUGCUCCAGUACCUGGACCAAGGAAUUUUGAUGGAUGACGCUACCCUGAGGUUUCAUGAUGUCGUUCCCGGUGGAAUUAUUUCAUUACAUGUCUGGCGUUAUGAUGGAUGGGCGGACCUGGUUCAGGCAGCGGUGGAAGGGGAUAGCAGUAAGCUCUCCUGCCUGGGAGUGAGCGAGGACUCUCCGUACCGAACAGCCACUCUGCUCUACCUGGGAGAGAAGCAGCGGAAGAAGUGGGUGGCUCAGAGGGCCUUCGUGGCCUUGUACGUCGCCUCGCACAGAGGCCACGUGGAGGCGGUGCAGUAUCUUCUGGAACAAGGAGCCAACUGUCUCGGCCGGUCCCCCAUGGGCAGGACGCCUCUGCACGUGGCUGCAUUCACGGGCCAGUCGGACUGUAUCGGCCUCCUGCUCCAGCACGGGGCCUCCGCCUAUGCCAAGGACGCCAAGGGCGUGACCCCCAAGGACAUCACCCACCAGCUGAACCGCAGACAGGAUGAGCAGCAGAUGCUCCUGUCCCAGCAGCCAAAGGCGGGGGCAAAGGGCCUCAAGACCUGA